CAACCAAAAGGAUUGCUGCUGGGCCAAGUUGGCAGCUUCUGGUGUCGACAUAAAACCCAUCAUCAAUGGAAUAAAACCACAACACAUUAGAAGGACAUGUUGUUGCUGGCAGGACUAAAACAAAAACAACAAUAACAGAAAAACACUAACACAGACACGUUUGCCAAUAAAAAAAAGCCGUUCAUUGAUGCCAUAAAACAGGUCUACAUUAAAACAAAAACAAAGUCAAAGAACCACACCCCCCACCCCUCUACACCUCGUGAAGCAUAAGUCUCUCAGUAAUCAUUCAAAACAUUCGUCAGGAAAAGAAAAAAAUAUUGGCUCAUCCUUUUUUUUUGGGGGGGAGAAAGAAUUAUUACAUCCUGCGGAAGGUGGUGGCCGCCAAUGUUAAAUGGCUUAUGUGUGUUAGCCCCUACACACAAAAGGAAAAGCAAGAAAACCCACAAACAACAACAACCACAACACCAUUAUCGUCUUUGUCGUCAUCAGCAUUUUUCGAAAACAUGUUUCCGUUAACUUUUAUUGGCAACCCGUUACCGGCCUAUAUGAUGUCUUCGCCAUCGCUGUCAGCAAUCGAUGUUAUUUCACCCACUGCGGCGGCGGCCAUAGCUCUCGGAGCCGUCUCGACAACCACCACAACGACAACAACAACAGCCAACGGCAUCAGCAGCAGCAGUAGUGGCAUAAAUCGCAAUGGUAUCCCCUCCACCAACUCCCUGGCCGACAAUGUUACCCGCAUCGCCCUGCUAGGCAAUGAUGGCUUUGCCAAUGACUCUGCCAAUGGCUUUGUGCCCUCCAUCCAGCGUCCCGAAACGGUUUUCGUUGCCAUACUUUUUACGCUCAUCUUCAUUGUUGGUGUUUUGGGAAAUGGCACAUUAGUGAUAAUAUUCUUUCGUCAUCGUUCGAUGCGCAACAUUCCAAAUACUUACAUUCUCUCUUUGGCCUUGGCCGAUCUCUUAGUUAUAAUCGUUUGCGUUCCACUGGCCAUUCUCGUUUACACCCAGGACAGUUGGACAUUUGGCAAGAGUAUGUGUCAGAUAACGGAAUUCUUCAAGGAUGUAUCGAUUGGUGUGUCCGUGUUCACGCUGACAGCCUUGUCGGGUGAGAGAUAUUGUGCCAUUGUCAAUCCAUUGCGUAAAUUGCAGACAAAACCCCUGACAGUCAUUACGGCCACAAUGAUCUGGCUUUUGGCCAUUAUCUUUGCCACCCCCUCGCUGGUGAUGUCUAGUCUGCAGUACAUCGACAUCAGCACAAAUUUGACAAUAAUUGUCUGUUCGCCGUUUGGGGAGGAACGCAAGAACCUGGAAGUCUACACAAGAUAUGUGGUGGUGACAAAGGCCUUUGUCUACUACAUUCUGCCACUGUUCAUAAUUGGAGUUCUGUAUCUGAUGAUGGCACAGCGUUUGCAUGUCAGCGCCCGUGAAAUGCCCGGCGAAACCUUGAGCAUGCAAAGUCGUUCCCAGGUUCGGGCACGACGCUAUGUGGCCCGCAUGGUAGUGGCAUUUGUGGUGGUGUUUUUUAUUUGUUUCUUUCCCUAUCAUUUGUUUGAAUUAUGGUUCCACUUGAAUCCAACCAGCCGAGAGGAUUUCGAUGAUUUCUGGCAUACCAUUCGGAUUAUUGGCUUCUGCACGUACUUCCUCAAUUCCUGUGUCAAUCCGGUGGCAUUGUACUGCGUAUCUGGAGCAUUUCGGGCCCAUUUCAAUCAAUACCUGUGCUGUUGGUGUGUCAAGCGACAGACACGCAUACGUCAGCAUUCCACCGCCACUGGGAUGAUGGACACCAGCAUUGUGAAUAUGUCGAUGCGUUCCACCAACAACUACAAUCGGGCCUCGGUACAUUUGAAUAAUACCAAUUCGUGUGCGGUGAAUGGCUCCAAUGGCCAGCAUGGGGGACGUUUGGCCAGUAACAGCUAUCGAAGGCAGGCAUCGAUGCAUCAUCAUCAUCAGCAGCAGCAACAGCAACACAACAAUGCCGAGGCACGAUUGUCGGCCACACCACCAACUGCUUUGGUCCAGAGUGGGGUGAUACUGAGCGGUGACAAAAGGUGAGGCACCAUGACUGUGGUCCUACAGACCGAUACCGAACUCUAAACUGUUACAAAAACAACAACCAACAACUAUUUUUGUCAAAUUUUGUCCUUUGUGUCCAACAACAAAAACAACACACAACGUCAUUAAGGCCAGAUUGGAAAGGAAGAAGGCAAAAAAAAAAAAGAGAACCUAAAAUGAACACUAAGUGUUGUGCGGUCUUUGUUAUUAUUAUUGUACAGAGAGAAAUAAACAAAACGAAGCAGAAUUGAAUUUGCAAAAUAAAAUAAAAAUAAAUGAGCUCUGAGUUGAUGACAGCCCAUGCUCCAUGGCGUCCAUCAAAAUUCCAUUUUUAUAUCAAAAACCAAAGAAAAAAAGAAAAUAUUUUUUUGGGAACAUUCCCGGGGGACUUGGAUGAUCCCCGUAACAUGAUAACCAACAGUAUUACAUAUUUAAGUAUUUGUAUUUGUAUUUAUAUUUGUUUUUAUUUGUUGUUGUAUAUCUUUCUGUUAUUAGUGGAAAAUGAAGAGAAGUAACUUCAAGUAUUCUAAUUCAAGAUAAUUGUACAGUAUCAAAAAAAAGAGAGAGAGAGAAGAAGGAGGAAAAUUAAAAAAACAAAAUAUGAAAAUAUGAAGUAAGGGAAGGGAAAGGGAAAAAAGGAGAAGAUUGCCUUGUUUACCCUGACCAGACUGUUGUAUGUAUGUAUGUAUGUAUGUAUGUGUAAAUAAUGACACUCUUGGUGAUGACAGUGAUUUUUAUGUUGCCUCCCUUCCUCCCUCCCUUCAACCCACCUUGGUGUCAUAUUUCCUGUAUUUGGUUUUUUUUUUUUUAUUAUUCGAAAACUUAUCUCAAAGACUUUGUUGUAAAAAGUUGUACCAUUAUUUCCCUGUUUUUUCUUUUUGUUGUAAAGAUAAAUUAAAAGUAUUUUCAAUGUUUACACUCCACGCCCCAGACAUACACAAUUAUAUACAUUUAUAAACAGGAAAAUUAUGUUAAGUGUAAUAAAGAUGAAGCGGAUGAAGAAGGAGACGAAAAAAACACUACACAAAUCUUAAAGAUAUUUCUGUAAUAUUUUAAAUAUUUGUCUUGUAUCUCAUAUUUAAUGUGUAAAUUUAA
This is a messenger RNA of Musca domestica (house fly), 3143 nucleotides long. Its product is annotated as neuropeptide CCHamide-2 receptor. Gene Ontology annotation, biological process: G protein-coupled receptor signaling pathway. NCBI's taxonomy places the organism in Eukaryota, Metazoa, Arthropoda, Insecta, Diptera, Muscidae. The transcript has 6 exons. The coding region runs from base 399 to 2048 and encodes 549 amino acids. The record is from RefSeq and is a predicted model, not a curated record. Gene Ontology annotation, molecular function: G protein-coupled peptide receptor activity. Gene Ontology annotation, cellular component: membrane.